AUGAAGGAUAUAAUAGUAAAGAAACAAGGGGCGGCGACUCCAUGUGCGGCGUGCAAGCUUCUGCGGCGGAGAUGUGCUAAGGAAUGUGUGUUUGCGCCAUAUUUUCCGGCCGACGAACCGCACAAGUUUGCUUGCGUCCAUAAGGUCUUUGGUGCCAGCAAUGUCAACAAGAUGCUUCAGGAAUUGCCGGAGGAGCAAAGGGGAGAUGCGGUGAGUUCUAUGGUGUACGAAGCGAAUGCGAGGGUAAGAGAUCCGGUUUACGGAUGUGUAGGGGCAAUUUCGUCCUUACAGCAACAAAUAGACAUGCUUCAAACUCAACUUGCGCUUGCGCAGGCUGAGGUUGUCCACAUGCGCAUGCGUCAAUUCUCGUCUAUGCCUCAUUCUCCACAAAACUCUCACUCACACCAACACAAUUCCAUUUUUAGCAUGGAGGAGCCUAACAUGGAGGAUUCCUUAUGGAACUAG
This is a messenger RNA of Striga hermonthica, 465 nucleotides long. The record is from the annotation of a GenBank genome assembly. NCBI's taxonomy places the organism in Eukaryota, Viridiplantae, Streptophyta, Magnoliopsida, Lamiales, Orobanchaceae.